Scleropages formosus (Asian bonytongue) is the source of this 1800-nucleotide messenger RNA. RefSeq names its product paralemmin 1a (gene palm1a). Bases 378 to 1499 code for a protein of 373 amino acids. The record is from RefSeq and is a predicted model, not a curated record. Gene Ontology annotation, cellular component: membrane. Gene Ontology annotation, biological process: regulation of cell shape. NCBI's taxonomy places the organism in Eukaryota, Metazoa, Chordata, Actinopteri, Osteoglossiformes, Osteoglossidae. The transcript is spliced from 9 exons.
AAUACAUCGCAAUCUAUAACGCGGUAUCAGUGACGAGAAGCAAACAAAAGGUAUUUGGGAGGGGAAGAGGAGGGGGCCGGUGGGAGGUUGCUGCGCGUGAAGAGACGAGCGAGGAGCGGCUGGACGUCGUGCGCGCGCACUCCACCCUCGCAGCGCGUGCAGAGGAGCGGCGCUCCCGCGACCACCGGAGACGGAGAGGAGGAAGGACAUCGUCAGGCUGAGCUCAGCGCGAGCGCGGACACGGGCCGAGGAAGGGCACGCGGACACAGCGGCUCGAGGGCUCCUUCAACACUGUAUCAACAGACAGUGAACACAAAGCGAGCGGGCAGCGCGCAGGACACCGGCACAGACAGACAGACUGAGGACGGAGGGCUGCAAUGGAGAAGUCCGAGGCGCUGUCACAGCAGGAGAGACUCCAGGCUAUAGCGGAGAAGAGGAAGAGACAGACGGAGAUCGAAAACAAAAAGAGGCAGCUGGAGGAUGACCGUCGACAGCUUCAGCACCUGAAGUCGAAGGCUCUGAGGGAGCGAUGGCUGCUGGAUGGAGCACCCUCUGCUGGCUUGGAGGAGGAUGAAGCAAAGAAACAGCUUCAGGAGGAUGAGGCCAAGACCAAGGGGCUGGAGGAGACGAUCCUUAGACUGGAGAUGGAACUGGAGGAGCUGGAAAGAGGCGUGUCAGCGACCUCCACCAAAGAGAACUUGUCAGAUGCUGCCAAGGAGGAGAAUGCCAAAACAGGAGACAAUAAAGCUCCUGCGGGUUCUGUCAAAGAGGUCAAAAUUCACACCAGUCCUCGUCUGGACAUGUCUGGAAGUUCCUCAGAUAUGAUCAAAGCAGCCAUGUACUCGGUAGAGAUCACCGUUGAAAAGGACAGGCUCACAGGCGAGACUAAAGUGUUGUCCACCAGCACACUGCUGCCCAGAGACCUUACUCACCAGGGCGUCAAGGUGUAUGAGGAUGACCAGAAAGUGGUGCAUGAGGUACGUGGCGGUUCUGUGGAGAACGGGGUCCACCUUCUCAGUUCCUCGGAAGUGGAUGAGCUCAUCCACAAAGCUGACGAGGCCUCCAUGGGCGAGGGAGGGGGCACCCCCAAAGUGGGAGCGGGAAACCCGGCAGAUGCCACACAGACCCCGAAGAAGGAGAUCACGGGCAUUGAAGCCAAGGCAGGUGAUGCGCACCCUGAGGCCGGAUUGGGAGAGGCAAGUGUGGAGCACCCUGUCACCAUGGUGUUCAUGGGCUACCAGAGCGUGGAGGACGAGACAGAAACCAAGAAGGUUCUGGGCCUUGAGGGCACUGUGAAGGCUGAGCUGGUGGUCAUUGAGGACGGUGAGAACAAAGGGCCUGUCGAAGGGGCCAAGGAAGACCAGGCUCCUCCAAAUGGCAGCGCAGCUGAGCCUGUCAAGGCCCAGGAGGGUACAGGAGGGAAGGGGGAGUCUGAGGCUGGUGCAGCAGAGCUCAACACCAAGGAGAAACAGCCCUGCAAAUGCUGCUCCAUCAUGUGAGCCUGUUCAGGUCGUCUUGGGGACAUGACUUUUCCAAAACAUAAACUGUCAUCCACAACAAAAACAUGUUCUGUAUUUUAGAACAAAUGUCGUUCCCCUGUUAGAUUUUUUUUUCCCUUCUUUUAGAGCUUAAUUUACCUUUUCCAGUUAAUUUGCAUCUAGAGACUAUCAUUGUCACAGAACAGAAGCAGUCAGAGGAGCUUAGUGCCUCUGUAUUCACACUCACUUUUGGAAGCUGGGAGCAGGAACUUGUUCCUUUAACAACCCAGUGCUUAAGUUAUUCAGCAUUGUCCGAUAAUUU